Emys orbicularis (European pond turtle) is the source of this 954-nucleotide messenger RNA. Its product is annotated as aquaporin-5-like. The record is from RefSeq and is a predicted model, not a curated record. Gene Ontology annotation, molecular function: water channel activity. The transcript has 4 exons. Gene Ontology annotation, biological process: water transport; transmembrane transport. Bases 1 to 954 code for a protein of 317 amino acids. Gene Ontology annotation, cellular component: plasma membrane. NCBI's taxonomy places the organism in Eukaryota, Metazoa, Chordata, Testudines, Emydidae.
AUGGAGCUGCCCCGGGUGCCCUGCAGAGCUUGGGACGUUUGUUUCCUCAAAGCUUUGCUGGCUGAGUUUAUGGGCACCGGGAUCUUUCUCUUCACCGGGUUGGCCUCCAUCACUCCUUGGACUCAGCCUGCAGUUGACCCAGGGAAUCCGGGCAUCACUGCCCAGAGCCAGUCCUCCGGGGCUGGUUCUGAGCCGAGCGGUACCAUGUACUCAGCCGUUGCUGCCACCCCCAGCCUGGGGGACGUGGGGACGCAGGCUCCUUGCAGCUUGGCCUCCCCAAACCCGCUCCACGUGUCGCUGGCCUUCGGGAGCUCGGUGGCUCUCAUGUCCUACUGUGCCUUGCCCCUGAGCGGCGGUCAUCUGAACCCGGCGGUGACCGUCUCCAUGCUGGUGGCUGUGAAAGUGAGGCCAGCCUGGGCCAUGUGCUACAUCCUGGCACAGCUGCUCGGGGGCAUCACCGCCUCGGCUCUCCUCUACGGGCUGACUCCAGAACACGCCCGGGGGGAGAUGGGUGUCAACAAGCUGGCUCCGGGGGUCACGCUCCUGCAAGCCCUCAGCAUAGAGGUGAUCGUCUCCUUCCAGCUGGUCCUCUGCAUCCUCGCCACGUCUGGGAGCAAGAGAGACCCUUCCAAGGGCGGGCACCUGGUCAUCGGGCUCUCAGUCAUGCUGGGGCACCUGGUUGCCAUCAGUUACACCGGAUGCAGCAUGAAUCCCGCCCGGUCACUGGGCCCCGCUUUGAUUACUUUUGAAUUUGCUAAUCACUGGGUCUUCUGGUUGGGCCCACUUGGCGGGGGUCUGGCCGCAGCCAUUCUCAAUGAGCUGGUACUGGCCCCGACAGGCAGCGGUUUCCGCCAGUGGCUGACCAUGCUGCAGGAGGGACCAAAGGCUGAGCACAACCUGCAAUCCAAGGCUGAGAGCACCACCCAAGAGAUGGGAUUGAGCGAGACGCCCUGA